This is a messenger RNA of Paramecium sonneborni, 2340 nucleotides long. NCBI's taxonomy places the organism in Eukaryota, Ciliophora, Oligohymenophorea, Peniculida, Parameciidae. The record is from the annotation of a GenBank genome assembly.
AUGCAUAUUAUUAAAGCUUUUAAGACAUAUAUUUGGGAAUAUACAUUGAUUAAUUCAGCAAAAAUUUCAGUUUUGAAGUAUAAAAAAAAAGAAUUGCUUAAAACUAAGUGGCCUUACUUUAUCAAUUUAUGUCGACUUCAAAUACUCUUAGCAUUAAUUCAAUUAUUAGUCAAUUUCUUGUUUAUUGAGUCAAAUAAUAAUUACAAAACUUUGCUUAUUGAUAUGGGAAUAUCACUAAUUAUAAAUAUUAUUGAUAGAUGCUGUUUAAAUAGACUUAACAACAGAAAGUAAUUUGUACUAAUUAUUCUUUUAAAUUUCUUUUAAGGCAUUUAUAUUGGAAUUUCAGAGAAAUUUAUAAACGAUAAUCGAUUUGUCUAAUUCAAUCAAUAAUUUUUAAUACAUUUUAUGACUAAUAUUAUGUGGAUGGUUGCUUUAAUCAAUACACAACCUCUUUUUAUGUGUAAAGUAGUGAUCUUUCUAUUUUAUUAUUUCAUAACUUGUUAUUUUCUAUCUAUUUGGAAAACUGCAUUUUAUGAUUUUUCUAUUGCAAUACUAAUUUUUAUUAUGUAUAUAAUCCAAGAGGAAGAAAAAUUUAGAAAACUUAUAUGUAAUUAAAUUAUUCCUAAAUAAAUAAUUAGUUCACUACCACAGCCUAUUUUUUUAAUAAAUUUAUCUACUCUAGAAUUUGUCAUCUAUAAUGAAAUGUUUAAAUAGUAUCUUAAUUUUUAAAAAGAUGAAUUUGAGAUCUCUUUUACUAAGAAAACAUUGAUUUAAUUUCAGUCUUAUGGAAAUUAAUAAGUUUUUAAUGUAGUUGAUUCUGAAAAACUGAAUUUGUUUGAAACAAUAUAAAUUAUCAAAAUUAAAGAAGAAGAAGUUAAAUAAAAUGUGAAUUAUCAAUUCAUUCUAAAUGAUAAAGAAGUUUAUGAUGUUAGAUUUCAUAAUAAUAUAAUUUAUAAUGAUAAAAAAUGUUUGUUAGUUUGUUUAUCAGAUAUUUCAGCUAUAAUUGAAAAAACUAAACUAACCGAAAGAACCAUACUAAAAAGUAAAUUAAUAAAAUCGUUAUCUCAUGAACUUCGAACUAGAAAAAAUAUUAUAUAAGGUUUAUUAAAAUUGUAUUUAGAUAAAAAUAAUGAUGAUUCAAAUAAAGAAUUAAUUUGUUAAGCUUAUUAUAACUCAAAAAUAGAAUCAAAUAUUAUAAGCUCUAUUAUAAAUUAUAAUUUAUGUUUAGAUGAUUAAGUAAUUAUCAAAUAUUAAUUAAUUAAAGUAAAUGAAAUUCUAGAUAGAAUAAUUGACAACUUUAAAUAUGAAAUUCAAUCUAAAUAAAUUGCAAUUUUAGCUAAUUAUCAUCCUGAAACUAAUCAUACUUUAUUUACAGAUCCUGAUAUAUUUGAAUAAAUAAUUACAAAUAUAAUCAGCAAUUCAAUUAAACAUUGUGAUAAAUAGAAUUAAUCUAUAUUAUCGAUUUCUGUAUGUAAAGAGACUCAUCCAAUAACAACUUCUAUUCCACAUUAAAAUAAUCCCUAUACAACCUAUUUAUAAAGAAUGUCACAUUAUUCAUCAUUUUAAAGUUUACAGGAUUUCAAUAUAAAUUCAUUUGAGACAACUUUAAAUGUUAAGAUUGUUGAUAAUGGAUCUGGAAUAAAUGUAUAGAAACUUAAAUUAAUAGAAGAAAUUUUAAAUAAUGAUAACUAUUAUUAAUUUACAACUUCAUCAUCUGAUGGAUUUUAUUUAGGUUUGAGAUCAUGUAAUCUUUUGCUUUAAAAGUUAAAUAAAUAAUCUAAAGUAAAUAUAUACAUUCGUUCAACAGAGAAAGAAGAAACGGAAGUGAUAUUAAAGUUUAUUAAUCAUAAUUAAACUCGGGAAUAUGAAUAUUCAAUAGGAUCUGAAGAUAGUAUUUAAAAAAUACGGAUAUAAAAGAAAAUUGAAAACAGAUGUUAAUGUUUAUAGAGCAUCAUGAUUGUUGAUGAUGAGCCUUUUAAUAAUCUUGUAUUAGAAUAAAUAUUGAAGUCUCUUCAUUUUAAGGUAGUUAAAGCAUAAAAUGGAUUGGAGGCUUUGAAAUUAUAUAAAGAGCAAUAUGAUCAUUGUGAAAUUGAUGAGUGUAAAUUAUUUUAUGCUAUAUUUAUGGAUUAUUAAAUGCCUUAAAUGAAUGGAUUGGAGAGUACAAAGGCAAUAAUUGAUGAAUGUAAUAAAUUAAAAUAAAUUUAAACAAAUAUAAUUGGAUGUACAGCAUUUUCUGCAACUGAUGAUAUUAAUGAGUUAUUAAAUGCUGGUAUGAAAUACGUAUGUAUCAAACCUAUUAGUAAAGAUUCGAUCAAACAAAUAUUAUCUCAUUUAUAAUGA